UGAGUGCCCGGCCUCAGCCCCGGCUCCCGCGCGCGGGUAGGAGUGGCGCUCAGUCGAGCGUCUUCCGCGGUUUGCGAUUACCCCCAGGACUCCCAAGAGUACGGCCACUUCCUUCUUUCUGCCCACGCUAGGGACUGCUCCUCUACUGGCCUGGCUUCCGGUUAGGGUCUCUGGCCGCGUUGCCCCAGCGUGACUUCUCUUCAGGGCGCCGUUGCGGGAGCCUUGCGCGGGAGCUCUGUGCCCAUGAAGAUCCCGCUGGGGACUCUCCAGCCCCGCCACCAUGAAUGGGGCCCUGAUCCCCCAUACGCCCAUCGCUGUGGACUUUUGGAGCCUGCGCCGGGCUGGUUCCGCGCGGCUCUUCUUUUUGUCCCACAUGCACUCGGACCACACCGUGGGUUUGUCUAGCACCUGGGCCCGGCCCCUCUACUGCUCCCCAAUCACUGCUUACCUCGUGCAUCGUCACCUACAGGUACCUAAGGAGUGGAUCCGGGCCUUGGAGGUUGGUGAGAGCCAUGUCCUGCCUCUAGAUGAAAUUGGGCGAGAGACCAUGACUGUAACCCUCAUGGAUGCCAAUCACUGCCCUGGCUCUGUCAUGUUUCUCUUUGAAGGAUACUUUGGAACCAUUCUCUACACAGGUGACUUUCGGUAUACACCAUCCAUGUUAAAGGAGCCAGCCCUGAAACUGGGGAAACAGAUCCAUACCUUAUACCUAGACAACACCAAUUGCAACCCAGCCUGGGUUCUUCCUUCCCGACAAGAAGCUGCCCGCCAGAUUGUUGAGCUCAUUCGAAAGCACCCACAACAUAACAUAAAGAUUGGACUCUAUAGCCUGGGAAAAGAGUCACUUCUGGAGCAGCUGGCCCUGGAGUUUCAGACCUGGGUGGUAUUGAGCCCUCGGCGCCUGGAGUUGGUGCAGCUGCUGGGCCUGGCGGAUGUGUUCACCGUGGAAGAGAAGGCCGGCCGCAUCCAUGCAGUGGACCAUAUGGAGAUCUGCCAUUCUUCCAUGCUACACUGGAACCAGACCCACCCUACCAUCGCUAUCCUUCCCACGAGCCGGAAGAUCCACCGCUCCCACCCCGACAUCCACGUCAUCCCUUACUCUGAUCAUUCCUCCUACUCGGAGCUCCGGACCUUUGUCGCAGCGCUGAAGCCUUGCCAGGUGGUGCCCAUUGUCAGUCGGCAGCCCUGUAGGGACUACUUUCAGGACAGCCUGAGCCCCAGGCUCUCUGUGCCCCUGAUUCCGGACUCUGUGCAGCAAUAUAUGAAUUCCUCCUCAAGGAAACCAAGCUUUCUCUGGCUGUUAGAAAGGAGGCUAAAGAGGCCGAGAACCCAGGGUGUCAUGUUUGACUCCUCUCAGGACACUGCUGAUCAAUCUCCAGCUGCCAGGGACUCAAAGAAGGCCAAGAAUGAGAACCUUUCUGGGGACCUUGAGAAGAAGGCUUCCCACCAUCCUUUGCAGAUCAAGAAACAGUUGUGCCCGGACCUCUGCUACAAAGAAUGGGAUGGGGCAGUCCCUAUCUCUGAGUCCCAGAAGAUGGUGACUGUACGGCCCACCCCCUUGAGUUUUUCAGUGCACUUACAGUCUACAGAUGAGGAAUUUCUUUCUCUAGAAACUGGGGAGGAAGUUGGUGUAGGGCCCCACUUGGGACCCAAGGGAGACCACAGUGGCUCAGCAGCCACAGGGAACCAGAGCGCCUGGCUGGCCCAGGAGUCUCUCCUGUCUUGCAGUAGCAUGGCUACCCGUCUCCUGGCUCCUGAGUUCAGGGGCCUGGCACUAAAGUACCUUUUGACUCCAGUGAACUUUUUCCAGGCACAGUUCUCUUCUAGGGGCUUUGACCAGCAAGUGGAAAAAUACCAUAAACCAUUGCUGAAGUCCAGAGAGGAGAAUGCAGAAUGAUACCUUUGGUUGGUCCAGCACUGCAGUGUUAAAGACUGACUGAUGGCUGGGGAGGAGGUUUGUUUUGGGCCUUACUUUUGUAUCUUCACAGGAUCCCUCUGGGCUCACCCUGGAGCAGUACUUCUCAAAGUAUGUUCAUUGGAGUCUCAGUGCCUAUGGACUCAUUAGUUUCAUGGUUGACUAUGUUUAAGAAACACUUUCCAUUACGCCCCCUGCACGGUAUACAUGAGCACAUUAAAGGUUCCCAGAAGUCUUGCAGUAAUUUAAUCUGCUUAACUAUAACUCAGUAUUUCUCCACCUCUUUUGAACAUGCAGUCCUCUUAUGUGAGUGCAGAAAGAGAUAUGGUCUGAAUCCAAAAGGGCCAGGUUAUUGGGGCCAUGUGCCUGCCAUUCCCCAUGUCCCUUUCUCCCUCUUCCCAGAUAAAAGAACCUAAGUAGUUAGGUGGUGGUGGUUGUUGUUUUAGUCAGGAACUGUGUUGCUGGAGGAUAAAGUGGUGAUCCAGACAGCACGUUCCAAUCGCGAAUGUCACUGACUUGCCAUGACCCCAUCAAAGAGACUUCCUGUCUUUGCCUCUGGGAGGGAACAGGAAGCAGUGAAGAACCUUGGAACAGUGGAGAGAAACUCCCCCCUGCCUCCAUGGGAGUUUGCAGUUAGUGUCACUGGAGACUUCUCUGGAACAGAGCCAGCUAGGGGAUUGGGCACCCCUCACCAAGGCCAUACCUGGAACCAGCUGGGCAUUAGACUUAGGGGUACAAUGGCCUCCCGGCUGCCUGGAGGCCCUAUUUAGCUGAAAUAAAGUUAUAAAAGAUCAAA
This is a messenger RNA of Callorhinus ursinus (northern fur seal), 2711 nucleotides long. It is a transcript of the gene DCLRE1B, whose product is annotated as DNA cross-link repair 1B. Lineage: Eukaryota; Metazoa; Chordata; Mammalia; Carnivora; Otariidae. Gene Ontology annotation, biological process: double-strand break repair via nonhomologous end joining; telomere maintenance; interstrand cross-link repair. The record is from RefSeq and is a predicted model, not a curated record. Gene Ontology annotation, molecular function: 5'-3' DNA exonuclease activity; damaged DNA binding.